Messenger RNA from Raphanus sativus (radish), 2726 nucleotides. Its product is annotated as probable LRR receptor-like serine/threonine-protein kinase At4g20450. The transcript has 13 exons. Gene Ontology annotation, molecular function: protein binding; ATP binding; protein kinase activity. Gene Ontology annotation, biological process: protein phosphorylation. NCBI's taxonomy places the organism in Eukaryota, Viridiplantae, Streptophyta, Magnoliopsida, Brassicales, Brassicaceae. The record is from RefSeq and is a predicted model, not a curated record.
AUGGGAAGUAUUCACUGGUUUGUUUUAUUGGCUCUGGUAGAGAUCUUUUUCAUUACGAAUCUCGCUAAUGUCCAAGGUCAACAAGGAUUCACCAGCUUAGACUGCGGAAUGCCCUAUAACGAAUCUAGUUAUAUCGAAGAGUCCACGGGUUUGAAUUUCUCAUCCGACGCUGGUUUCGUUCGUAGCGGGAAAAGUGGUCGAAUCAAGACCGAGGAUCCCAGUUCUGUCAUGGCAUACAUAAGGCCAUAUAAGAACCUUCGGUAUUUUCCGGAAGGAGCACGUAACUGCUAUAAUCUGACUGUCAUGCAGGGAACACAUUACCUUAUCAGAGCUGUGUUCGUGUACGGAAAUUAUGAUGACCUUAAACGAGGACCACGAUUUGAUCUUUAUCUUGGCCCUAACUUCUGGACAAAUAUAAAUUUGCAAGACCAAGUAAUUGGUAAGAGUACAACAGAGGAGAUAAUCCACAUGCCAAAGUCAAACUCUUUGGAUAUAUGUCUCCUUAAGUCAGGAACAACAACGCCAUUAAUAUCAGCCUUGGAAGUACGUCCCCUCAGAGAUGACACUUAUACUACUAAAACUGGCUCCCUGAAGCUAUUCUCCCGCUGGUCAUUUAACAAUUAUGAAAUAUCUUGUGAAGCCCAUCUAACUUAACAUCCUGAUGAUGUGCAUGAUCGUGUGUGGAACACAGACUUUUUGGACGAUGAAUGGACAGAAAUAAGCACCAUUACCGAUGUAAAUACUACGAAUGGUUUUGAUGUGCCACAAGCUAUUAUUUCAAAGGCGUCCAUACCCAAAGCCCUUGAAGAACCAUCAUUGAGCAAAAACUGGACGAUGGAAACCCAGGACAAUAUUCACUUGUACCUUCAUUUUGCUGAUAUUCAAGAGCUAUAUCCCGAUACCAUCAGAGAGUUUAGUAUUUCGUGGAAUGGAAACAUUAUCAUUGCUGACUACAGGCCUCCAGAGUUCAUGGUUGAUACUAUACCUAUCAGAAGUUCAACAACAUGCGACGAUGAUAAUUGCUACGUACAGCUUGUAAAAACUAACUUGUCAAAUUAUCCACCAUCAAUUAAUGCCAUGGAGGUUUUCUUGGUACUCCAGCUUCCUCAGUCAGAGACUGAUGAAAACGACGGUUAUCACCAAUAAACAUGCUCUUAUGGUUUAGAGAAAAUGAGUUGGCAAGGAGAUCCAUGUGUACCUACACAGUAUAUGUGGACUAGUCUAAACUGCAGCAACACGUUUCCAUCUAUUCCACCAAGAAUCACUUCCCUGGAUCUGUCGAAUAACAACUUGACAGGAAGCGUGCCUGAAUUUCUCGCCCAAAUGAAGUUGUUGACGAUCAUAAACUUGAGUGGAAACAAUCUUAGCGGCCCAAUUCCUGAAACCUUACGUAUCAUGCAAAAGAAGGGGCUAAAACUGAUACUUGACGGAAAUCCAAAGCUCUGUUUGGGUCCAUCUUGCCAAAGUGAUGGAAAUAACAAAAAGAAAUGGCUAGUACCCAUUCUUGCAUCAGCUGCUUCGGUGGGUAUUAUUACAGCUGUGCUUUCUAUCAUUAUUAUGUUCUAUAAAAAGAAGAGGUCUUCGAAAGGUCUACGUCCAUCUAUUGUGGCCAACAAGAAAAUCUUUACAUAUGAAGAGGUCACGGUCAUGACAAAUAACUUUGAGAGAACUCUUGGCCAAGGGGGGUUUGGAGUCGUGUACCACGGUAACUUAAAUGGGAAUGAAGAAGUUGCUGUUAAAGUGCUAUCUCAGUCCUCAGCUCAAGGCUAUAAGCAAUUUAAGGCUGAGAUUGAUCUUCUUCUGAGAGUACACCACGUAAACUUGGUAAGCCUUGUUGGUCACUGUGAGGAAGGACAACACUUGGUCCUCAUCUAUGAGUACAUGUCCAGUGGAGACUUAAAAGAACAUUUAUCUGGAGAAUGCGCUAGCUCCCCUCUGAGUUGGGAAAAUAGGCUAAGAAUAGCUGCAGAGGCAGCUCAAGGACUGGAGUACUUACAUAUCGGCUGCAAACCACCAAUGAUUCAUAGAGAUAUCAAAUCUUCGAACAUACUUCUUGAUGAUCAUUUCCAGGCUAAGCUUGGAGAUUUUGGGCUUUCAAGAUCUUUUCUAGUAGGAAGUGAAAGUCAUGUGUCAACAACUGUUGCUGGAACUCCAGGUUAUCUUGACCCUGAAUAUAACCGAACAAACUGGUUGACAGAGAAGAGUGAUGUCUUCAGUUUUGGAGUUGUGUUACUGGAGAUUAUCACAAGCCAGCCAGUGAUUGACCAAACUCGUGAAAAGUCGCACAUAGGAGAAUGGGUGGGAUUUAAGUUAACCAAUGGAGAUAUAAAAACUAUUGUGGAUCCAAGUCUCAUGGAGGAUUAUGACUCUAGUUCACUGUGGAAGGCUCUUGAGCUAGCAAUGUCGUGCGUGAACCCAUCCUCGUCUGGAAGACCAAGCAUGUCCCGGGUUGCUAAUGAACUACAAGAGUGUCUUUUAUCUGAGAACUCGAGGAAAGGGGGGAGACAUGACGUGGACUCCAAAAGUUCUCAUGAACUGAGCACAAGUUUUGAAACUGAACAGAAUCCUGAUGCACGCUAGUGCAUGCCGUGAAUCCCCAAGUGUGUUUGAAUAACAAAAGUAUUUCUACUGAGUUUUUGUACUCCAUCUGUCAGAUUUGGUUUGAUCUAUCAAAUAUACUUAUAAAUAUGACUUUCAAAAUUAAUUGAUUAAUGCUUAGACGUAAA